CGGAUUCAGAGGAAGGGACGUCCCGAUGCAGUCGCUCCAAGCCCUGGCGGCGCAACGCUCGCACCUGCACCAGCAGCCUCCCCAACCCCAGCAGCAGUGCAACCGGCAACCGCGCGGCGCUGGGCCGCAGCAGUGGCAGCUGCAGGGCGGCAGCAGCGGCCCAGGGCGCCGCCCUGCGCCGGCAGCCACAGGCUGCGCGCCAGCGCUGCUGCCCGCACCGGUGCUGGAGCGCGGGUGUGCGGCGGCCUCGCUGAGCAGGGACAAGCUGUCCAAGCAGCAGCAGGACUACCUGUGCAACUAUGGCGCCGCGCUGAGGGCGCUGCAGCAGGACCUGCCUGUGCUGCUGGAGCGCCAGCCCUGCCUGGACAUCUUCUGUGAGGGUGUGGUGUUCCAGGACCACCUGUCCCCCCGCCUGGGCCUGCCCCCCUCCAGCUGCAGCGGCAAGGAGGCCUACCGCCGCCUCCUCUGGUCGCUGCGCUUCCACCGAGCCCUCUUCUUCUGCAAGUCGCGGGUGGAGCUGCUGCGCCUGUGGGAGCGGGAGCCCGGGGUGGUGUGCGUGCGGUGGUCGGCACGUGCCUCCCCCCGCCUGCUGGACGGCCUGGUCACCACCGCGUCGGCGGCGCUCAGCCUGGACGGCAUGUCAGAGUUCCACUUCAACGACAGCGGGCGCAUCAUGAAGCACCGCGUGGAUUGCGUGAGCUACAGUGGACCCUCGGUGCAGGUGCCGCUGCUGGCGCGGUAUGCGCGGCCGCACCUGGUGCCCGGCCUAGCGGGCGGGUCCUGGGACGAGUGCUAG
Chlorella variabilis is the source of this 796-nucleotide messenger RNA. RefSeq lists its product as hypothetical. The record is from RefSeq and is a predicted model, not a curated record. The coding region runs from base 26 to 796 and encodes 256 amino acids. NCBI's taxonomy places the organism in Eukaryota, Viridiplantae, Chlorophyta, Trebouxiophyceae, Chlorellales, Chlorellaceae. The transcript has 4 exons.